AUGCUCCUGGACGUACAGCGCAAGCAGUUCAACCGGUCUGACCGCGUCAAGGGUGUCGACUUCCACCCGACCGAGCCCUGGCUGCUUGCUGGCCUAUAUAAUGGGACCGUGAACAUCUACAACCACGAGACGGGCGCGCUCGUGAAGUCUUUCGAAGUAUCGGAAGUUCCCGUGCGCUGUUGCCGCUUCAUCGCGCGCAAGAAUUGGUUUGUCGCCGGCUCGGAUGACUUCCAGUUGCGGGUCUUCAACUACAACACGCAUGAGAAGGUCACCGCGUUCGAGGCUCAUCCGGAUUAUAUUCGAUGCCUCACAGUACAUCCAAACGCGAGCAUUGUCUUGACUGGUAGCGAUGACAUGACAAUCAAGGCCUGGGACUGGGACAAGAACUGGCGAUGCCUUCAGCAAUAUGAGGGCCACACGCAUUAUAUCAUGAACAUCGCCGUUAACCCGAAAGACACAAACACCUUUGCAUCUUCGUGUCUUGAUCGUACCGUCAAGAUGUGGUCCCUCGGGUCCUCUACCCCCAACUUCACCAUGGACGCGCACGAGAAGGGCACCAACUACGUCGAGUUCUACCCUGGCGCCGACAAGCCAUACCUCGUCACUACUGGCGAUGAUAAGACCGUCAAGGUCUGGGACUAUCUCUCCAAGAGCUGCGUGCAGACGAUGGAGAGCCAUACCAACAACGUCUCCUUCGCCGUAUUUCACCCCAACCUCCCGCUGAUCAUCAGUGGAAGCGAGGAUGGAACCGUCAAGCUCUGGAACAGUGGUACUUACCGACUCGAGAACACGCUCAGCUACGGCUUGGAGCGAGCCUGGUGUGUGUCGGUCCGCAAGGAUGCGAAUGAGAUCGCGGUCGGUUACGAUGAGGGUUCGGUUGUGGUUAAGCUUGGCCGAGAUGAGCCUACGUUUUCGAUGGACCCUUCCGGCAAGCUCAUCUACACGCGCAACACUGAAGUCUUGUCCGCCAACCUCGCCACCGUCACGGACGAUCAGUUCACCGAAGGCGCUCGUAUCCCGUUGUCUACCAAGGAACUCGGUACUAGCGAGACGUUCGCGACAUCGCUCAUGCACUCUCCGAACGGCCGCUUCGUAACCGUCGUAGGUGAUGGCGAAUACAUCAUCUACACUGCUCUCGCCUGGCGCAACAAAGCAUUCGGCUCGGGGAGCUCGUUCGCAUGGGCGGGCGACUCAAAUACGUAUGCUGUGCUCGAGGGAAAACUCAAGGUUCGCAUGUACAAGAACUUCCGGGAACGAUCCGGCGCCGGCAUGAAAGGUGCCGGUUCUUGGGCUAUCGAGAGCCUCCAUGGCGGUGUGCUCCUCGGGGCGCGGGGUCCUGGAUUUGUGGUGUUUUGGGACUGGGAGACGGGAGAAGUCGUGCGCCGCAUUGACGUCGAUUCCAAGAAUGUCUAUUGGUCAAGCACUGGCAGCCUCGUGGCGAUCACGUCAGACGAUUCGUUUUACAUCUUGCGCUUCGAUCGGGAUGCGUACGACGCGAAGUUGCAGGAGGGUGCUGACCUCGGAGACGAGGGCGUUGAGGAGGCAUUCGACAUUGUCGCGGAGAUCAACGAGAAUGUCAAGACAGCCAAAUGGAUCGGCGACUGCUUCUUGUACACUACAGCCGCCAACCGCCUCAGCUACUUCGUCGGCUCAGAGUCGUACUUAAUUGCCAAUUUCGACAAGCCCAUGUCAUUGCUCGGCUAUCUCCCCGCUCAAAAUCGUGUCUACGUCUCAGACAAGGACAUGUUCGUGUACGGUUACACGUUGGCGCUCAGUGUCAUCGAGUACCAGACGGCUGUUCUGCGCGGAGAUAUGGAUGCUGCCGCAGAGAUCUUGGAAACUGUACCAAAGGACCAACUGGGCAAGGUUGCGCGUUUCCUUGAAGGCCGAGACCUCAAGGAGCUGGCACUCAAGGUGACCAACGACCCUGAACACAAGUUUGACCUGGCUCUGCAACUCGACGACUUGGAUCUGGCGCUAGAGAUCGUCCGUUCGAUUCCCGAAAACGAAGCCGAGCAAAAGUGGAAGGCCGUUGGGGAUCGGGCCUUAGCCGUGUGGCGAUUCGAUGUGGCACGCGAAUGUUUCGAGAAGGCAGAUGACCUUAGCGCCUUGAUGCUGCUCUUGCUAUCCAUCGGCGACGCAGACGGUCUUCGCAAACUCGCUGUACGCGCGGAACAGAAGGGGCAAAACAACAUGGCCUUCGCGACGUUGUUCCAGCUCGGGGACGCGGCCGGAUGUGUCGACUUGCUAGGGAAGACGCAGCGCCUGCCGGAAGCAGCACUCUUUGCACGCACAUACGUGCCAAGCAAAGUCCCUGCUGUCGUUGAUGCCUGGCGAGACGAGCUGAAGUCCAAGAACCGGCCUAAAAUCGCGGCUGCCAUCGCAUCGCCGACAGAACAAGCUGAGCUAUUCGAGGAGGGCUGGGAAAAUGCGCUCGCGGGCGAGCAGCAAGGCGGUGCGCCCGCAUUGAACGGCCGCGCGGAGUCGACCGAUGUCGAUACGGAGGAGAGCUGA
This is a messenger RNA of Peniophora sp. CBMAI 1063, 2514 nucleotides long. NCBI's taxonomy places the organism in Eukaryota, Fungi, Basidiomycota, Agaricomycetes, Russulales, Peniophoraceae. The record is from the annotation of a GenBank genome assembly.